Malassezia japonica is the source of this 1905-nucleotide messenger RNA. RefSeq names its product mediator complex subunit (gene RGR1). Gene Ontology annotation, biological process: regulation of transcription by RNA polymerase II. The transcript is spliced from 3 exons. Bases 1 to 1905 code for a protein of 634 amino acids. Gene Ontology annotation, cellular component: mediator complex; core mediator complex. Gene Ontology annotation, molecular function: transcription coregulator activity. The record is from RefSeq and is a predicted model, not a curated record. NCBI's taxonomy places the organism in Eukaryota, Fungi, Basidiomycota, Malasseziomycetes, Malasseziales, Malasseziaceae.
AUGACCGACGCGGUGCAUGGCGAGACGCUGGUGGGCGUGCCGGAGGAGGAGCUGCUGCAGGAGCUUCCUCUGGAGCAGUCAGACCUGCUACCGCUGAAUGCAUUGGUCGAGCGCGUGUCGAACAAUGCGUACCAGACCCUGCAGAGUCUGAGCGAUACCUUGCCUUCCUUGUCGAACGACGCGAAGAAGGCCAAGGUGUUUGCUACCGCAAUGGACCUGCGCAAGCAGUUUAUCAAGUUGCUGGUACUUGUGCGCUGGUCCAAGGAUGUUGAGCUGCUGAACAAGACGCGGAAUAUCAUUGCGCUCCUGGUCGACCAGCAGUGGGCGCACGAAGACGUCUUCUCGGGGUUGACGCAGGUGCGCAAGAUCCUGCCGAAUGCCCGCAUUUGCGACGCGGACCUCGUCACUGCUAUUGACGUGAUUCGCACAGGGACGUACCAACGCCUUCCGGCGUCCAUCCGCGACAGCACCGUGCCGAGAGUACCCAUGUCCAACCCACAGGUCCUUGACGUGCUCCGUGCGCUUGACCAGGUGCUCACCGUGCGGCUUACAUGCAGCGAAGUCGUGCCGAGAGAUCUGCGCCUGCAGCGCAUCGCCGACGGUAAGGCGUACUUUGAGGCACCAGGCUUGUAUGACGCAUGCCUCACCACUAGUGGGCCCAACGACGACGACCGCUGGUGGCUGCUCGACUUUCACUUUACCGACUCGGCGACGGAUGGCGAUGAGGACCUUUCUGCGCUGCUCACCGCACCGUACCUCGAUAAUGUGUUUGCAUCUGCCGAGGCGAUUCUCGCACCAAAAGACGAGCUGGAGGAAGAGCCUGCAUUUAUCCGACUGCACAGCUUCCUGGAGCAGCAGGCACUCCAGCGCCAACUGCAUAUCCUAAACUACCAGCUGCAGCGCGUCGCACGACUUCAUUGGGGCGGAAAUGUGCGGUUCGGACUGGACUUGACGUCCCAUACAAUGACCGUGCAAUACUGGGUGGUGCACAGCGCCUCGCCGAGCGCUCAGGAACGCACCAAAUCACUGCACAAGGGCAUUUUGCAAGGGCGGCUCAAACUUCGUCUGUACACGGAGCCGCUCACUGGCUCGAAAAAGGUCCUUUCGGAAUUGCUCUCGGGCAGCAAGGCAGACCAAGGCAAGAGCGCUAUCGUGGUCGACUGGGACGUGGACGAGGCCAUUCGCAAGGCAACUAGCGACCUUCCUGAGCUCGCUCUGGACCAGCUCGAUAUCGAGGCACUGAUCCUUGCUGCGAUCGACCGCCAUUCGCUCGCCUUGAUGAAGCUCUUUCAACAAGACAUCGUCGCUCAUCCGGGCUUGGGCCGUAUCGGCAUCAAGUCGCUGGAUCCCAACCAGGGCACUGGCGACGAGCUGAAACUUUCGCUCAGCGAGACGCAAAACUCGGCACUGCAACGUAUGGCCGACCAAAUCACGGCCAACACAGCGGUACUCGUGGAAACGCUCCUCAACUUCCGUUUGCAAAGUCUUGCCAAAGAACUCGAGCUUCAAGCGUCUUGGCUGGGACUUGCACACCUUUCCACUAUUGCUUUGCGUCCGGGCGAGCUGGACAAGAUUGGGUUGCCCAACGGAUACCCACUCCUGUAUCUCCCAUUGGGUAUCCUGCCCACCUACUACAUGUUCAUUUACUUUAUUCCCGGCCAGCCCAUUGCCAUGGCACUCGUCUCAGUGAUGGCUGUGGUUGAAGCCGGAAAGUCGAUGCAGGUCAUCAGUUCCGUCAAGUGGAUUGAUCGUGCGCAGUUGACCUCAAUCACCAUCUCCGGCCAAACCCUGCUGAAUGCUCCUUCCAAGACAUGGCUGGACACCUCGACUCCACGCUACGACCUCACUUCCGAAGAGCUGCAACUUGCGUACAACUACUGUAUCGCAACUGUAGCCUUCGGUUGA